Cryptotermes secundus is the source of this 3600-nucleotide messenger RNA. It is a transcript of the gene Dbp73D, whose product is annotated as ATP-dependent RNA helicase DDX51. The coding region runs from base 70 to 2136 and encodes 688 amino acids. Gene Ontology annotation, cellular component: nucleus. NCBI's taxonomy places the organism in Eukaryota, Metazoa, Arthropoda, Insecta, Blattodea, Kalotermitidae. The record is from RefSeq and is a predicted model, not a curated record. Gene Ontology annotation, molecular function: ATP binding; nucleic acid binding. The transcript is spliced from 12 exons.
AUGUGUGUAAAACAUAUUAAAAUUCCGAUUUAAUCACUGUAAUGGGAAUUUAUAUCAGCACAUAAAAUUAUGGAUCUUUUUGUCGUAAACAGAUAUUUUGGAGAUGAUGAUAAAAAAAUCAAAGAUUCAGAUGAGAAGGCAAAGCUUGCAGCACUUCUUUCAAAAAUUGAAGAGAGGAGAAAGCAGAGGGAAGUAGCUCAAAAGUCUAAACUCGGAUCUGAAUCAUUUGAUUUAGGAUAUCAUGUCAAUGAAAAAGUUGAUGGUACAGCACCCUCAGUAAAAUCAGAUAAAGAUGAAGAGGGUGCUACAAACAGGAAGAGACAAUCAGAUACAGUUUCUCAACAUGGUAACGCAAAUUUUGAGAAUGAAGCUGUGGAGGCAUCGGCUGCUCAAAAGAAGAAGAAAAAGAAACAUAAAAGAAAAUGGAAGGAAAUUAAUGGUUCUGAAGGAGGUGAAGCCAAUGCAGGAGAGAAGAAAGAAAUGAAGACUCUUGAGAAAAUUGAGGGAUUUACUGUUAUUGGGACUGAGAAUUUCAAAAAGAAACAAAAGGUGAAGCGAGUGCUACCUUACUGGCUGGCAAACCCAUCGAUAGUGUCUGUGAACCUCCAGCAACUUACAACAACUGUCAAAGACAUUCCAGGCCUUGACAAGAACAUUAUACGGGCACUGAAACGCAACAAGAUCACCCAUUUCUUUCCAGUCCAGGCUCAAGUCAUCCCAUGGCUCCUGGCAGCUUACAAGCGUCCAACUCGAUACUGGCCACAUGACAUAUGUGUGUCUGCACCUACUGGCAGUGGCAAGACCCUUGCUUUCGUCAUCCCCAUUGUGCAGGCACUGUGUUAUCGGUUUGUGCAGCAAGUGAGGGCAUUGGUGGUUCUUCCAGUACAGGACCUAGCCGUGCAGGUGUAUCGAGUGUUUCUCACAUACACGCAGCAUACAGACCUGAAGGUGGCGCUUGUUACUGGCCAGACCUCCUUCCAUAAGGAACAGCAGCAGCUUGUUGCAUUGAGUCCUGUGACUGGUUACCACAGUCUGGUGGAUAUAGUAGUGACAACUCCAGGUCGACUGGUUGAUCACCUGCAGUCCACUUCGGGCUUCACACUCAAACAUCUGCGUUUUCUAGUGAUUGAUGAGGCUGAUCGAAUUAUAGAAAACAUCCAGAAUAAUUGGCUAUAUCAUUUGUACUCUCACAUCAGUGCAGGUAAUGCACCAACUUGCCACCCUCCUGCACUUACAAUUGCAACACUGGAGUCUACCUCUUCUCCCCCUCCUCAGAAACUCCUUUUUUCUGCAACACUCACGCAGGAUCCUGAAAAACUGCAACAACUAGGCCUCUUCCAGCCAAAACUAUUUACCUCAGUUGUUGGUGAUGACCAACUGGAAAAUGGAGAUAUAGGUAAAGAUGAGGCAGUGAGGGGUGAUUUCGUAGGAAAGUUCACAACACCUGCAGAGCUGAGUGAAUAUGUAUGUCUCGUGACACCAGAGAGCAAGCCCCUCGCCCUCUACCACAUCAUCGCGUCCAACAGCUGGCAACAUGUCUUGGUGUUUGUUGGCUCACGGAAAGAUGCACAUCGUUUAUCAUUGCUGCUGUCUUACCUUGGACAGAAGAGCUUCAAGGUUGCUGAGAUAUCGUCCAGUUUAUCGCGUCCUGCAAGGGAGAAAGUCCUGGCAAAGUUUGCAGCGGGAAAAAUUGAUGUGUUGGUAAGUUCUGAUGCAUUGGCACGAGGUAUGGAUAUUGAAGGAGUUGACUAUGUUAUACUGUACAGUGCACCAAAGUCCAUAAAGAAUUACAUUCACAGAGUGGGACGUACUGGAAGGGCAGGCAAACCAGGCACUUCUGUUACUUUUCUGCAGGAUAGUCAGGUAGCCAGCUUCAAUGAGAUGUUGCACUCGGCCAGUAAGGGCGAUUUGCAGAAAAUGGACAUACAGCAGUCAAAACUUGAGGAGCUGGAGGAUGCAUACACAUUGGCACUGGAGCACCUCAAAGGCCAUCUGGAGAGAGAAGAAAAGCAGCAGCUGAAGGCUAAGAAACGAAGGAAGAAACAGGAUCCUUUGAUACAGAAAUAUCGUGAGCGAAAGCGUCGUUUCAAAGUUAGAAAAUUAAAGAAGUUGGAUAAAGCCACAACUAUUGGUUGAUAAGAGGGAAACAAACUACUUUUUACCGUGCUGUGAAAACGUUGGCUCCAUAUUGCGCUUCUCCACCGUCUGGUUGCCUGCAUGCUUGCUCACGCUUACCGACUUCCAGUGUAUAUACUAGCCGAGAGUGAUUAUUUAUCAUUCUAUCAACAGUGAUAGGGAGGGCGUCAUCAUAUGCAACAUGUAAAUAUCACUUUAAUUUUAGGUUAGGUUAUAUUAGGUUUAAAGUUAUGUUAUUCAUCUCAUGAUGUUCUGAUGCACCAGAUGUAGAUAACAUGUAGGUGACUUGUUGAAGAGGGAUCCAGAGGGGACGAGAGUAUGAGUAAUUAACCUUGUUUCGGUAUUUUUCAUCAUAUUUCAAUAAGUCAAUAAAGUAGUUUUUAGUAAAAUAGUUAAAAAUGGAUUGUGUGCCAACGUGAUCUGCAGUCAUACUUUUCGUAAGUCUUUAUGCAUGGGGAAAUACUAUAUGAUAUUUGUGUCCCAUAAAACUUUUGUCAUAAGUGUAUCUCACUAUAUUGUAAUUAAGGAAACUCACAGCAAUAGAUAUUUUUUUAUUUAUGUUGUAAAUUAUAAAUUAAAUGCUGUAUAUUUAUGGUGAAUGCCGCAAGUGCUGGUCUUACCAAUCUUCCUAAGUUUUAUCUAUUGGUAUGAUAGAUGUAGCCAUGAUUCAUUUUACUCUACGCCCAUUAAGAGACUGAUGGGACAGAUUGCUGCAUGCAGAGGAGAAUGUCAUGUCAACAUGUGCUUUGAAGCAGGGUAUGAUCCUGGUAUUUUCCAUUACUCCCAAAGUCUAAGCUUUGGCAGCGAUCAGGGCACUGACCAGUGAUGGAUCCAUCACUCUUAACAAGAGUACUACAGUGUCUCAUCUUGAGAACACCGAGGCCUCACACAAUUGCUUGUGAGAAACUGUAUUGAGUGAUGUUCUCAUGGCAGUGAAUAUUAAGAGUACUGUGUUCUUGGAUAUGUUGUCUUGUAUGUGUAGUUUGGUAGGUACCUUCUACCAAACUACAUGACAUGACAUCCCUACAGACUGUAAUGUGAAUAAAGUAAACUUCCCAUUAUCCAGUGGAUACGGGGAAUGGAUUUUGCUGGUUACAUAAUAUGCCAGUUGCGUGAGAAAACAAACAAACAUGUUUCUGUCAUGGCUGUCUUCCUAGGUGAUGUAGUGGGUUGAUGGGUGAAAGAUUUUGUAUACAUAUACUGUAAAGUGAUCAUGGAUUUAUGUUGGCUCCACUCGAAUGGCACAUGAAGGAACAAAUUCAUGGGGCUACACUGUAAUAAUUUUCAUGUAAUAUGUGUUGGUCUUUUUCCUGGGACUUUUCUUCUGAUUUGGCAUGUGCACUUAGUUCUGAGCUGGAGUUUCCAUGUAGUUCUGAAAGCCAUUUCUACCCCUGGUUAUGAUAUUUUCUUGCCCAAAACAGUACCUUUUAACUCCUGUUACAUCUGUUUUCUUGUUAUACAUUU